Messenger RNA from Rhagoletis pomonella (apple maggot), 1839 nucleotides. RefSeq names its product helix-loop-helix protein delilah-like. Gene Ontology annotation, molecular function: protein dimerization activity. NCBI's taxonomy places the organism in Eukaryota, Metazoa, Arthropoda, Insecta, Diptera, Tephritidae. The record is from RefSeq and is a predicted model, not a curated record.
UCAAUAAAUCCUAAUUGUGCCGCAGAAUGCAAGAUUACGGCACACUAUUAGCCAGCAGCCAGCGGGGUGCAGAAGAGUCUAAAACCAGUAAAGUCAGUAGCCGCAAAGAGAAAUAUUCGCUGCGUGAACGCCAAAAGCGUCGACUUGGAUUAGCCAGUGUGGUCGAGUUGCCGAAACGUUCAAACCACAAGGAUGACAGCGAAGCGACCACAGGACCGCAGCGCACACAAAACACUACAACGUCCAAGUCGAAAGCGCCGCCACUUAGUAAAUAUCGUCGAAAAACCGCCAAUGCGCGCGAACGUACGCGCAUGCGUGAAAUCAAUUCAGCGUUUGAGAAUUUGCGGCAUUGUGUGCCGCAAAGCAUCGCAGUCGAUGAGGCGGGACCCACAAAUGAGAAGCUGACGAAAAUAACGACGUUGCGUUUGGCCAUGAAAUAUAUCAGUUUGCUAACGGAGGUGCUGAAUAAUCCCAACUUUAAAGGUGAAUUGCCACUAGACUUCCUAUAUGGUAAUGAAGAGCCAGUGAUAAAGCAGAAAGUCGCCUCCAAGCCUUUGAAAACACAGUCGAAAUCUACAACCGCAGCGUCGAAAAAUAACAAGCCUUCAAAUAAGGCGUCAACAGGACGUACAACGGCUAGCGCUGUGUUGCAAAAACCGCCCAAACGUUUGGGUAAACGUAAAAAGAAGGAAUUAAAGUCACCGCUGAUAACGCAGCGUAAUAGCUGUAACACCACGCCAGAAUCAAGCCGUGCCACGUCAAGUACAGCCACUUCUGCUUCUUCUUUUGUUACCUGCAGUGGAGAUUCACUCUCAUCACACUCUUCUAGCUUCCUCGAUAGUAUAACCAGUCCAAGUUACUCCAAUGGCUUUGUGCCAUCCAUGUCCGAGCUGAAUAGCCUAAUACUAGAAUCUGAUGGCGAAUCGCUGCAUCUUUCCGAUCCCUGUCACAGUCCAUUGCAAGACAAAUUCGAUAGGCUCUUUGGCAGCGCUAAUGUUUUGGAGGGCAAGUCGGCUGUGGACCAUAAUAUUUUAGGUGAUAUCGAUGCGCCUUUGGAGCUGAGCUUACAGUUUCUUGGCACAGCGCCAGAGUCGUUGGACUUUUCAAUGGAACAACCGCCAACGACAUGCAUUAGUCCCUUAGUGGCAUUGGAUACAUUCAAUCCGUUUAGUGAUUUUCUGCAUCCAGAUUAUCCAGAACAAGCAUCACUGGAUUUAUUUCUGACAUAACCCGAGGUGUCUUAUUUAGCAGCCUCUGCCAUCGCAAUACCUAUACAUUAUCUAACUUAGUUUGAAUUAUUUCACUUGAUCGACGAAGCUUUAAAUCAAUAAAGCUUGUCCCUCAACCAUUUCACGUGGCCAUCACUAGUAUUUCAUGUUAUUUCUUAUAGAUUAUAAUUUAAUAUUUGUUUUUUACUGAACUUAAUGAAAUAUUGAUGCAUUUAACUCAACUGAACUGAAGAUGUAUGAGCAAGUAAAAAUUUACUUACAUAAAUACUCUAACAACAAUAUGAUCUGUAUUGAAUUAUCCUUUCAUGUCCCUUUUAAGCGGAGUUGACUGUGUUUUGUUUAACUAUUUUUCAUUUUUUAUGUAAUUUAUUAAGAGACUUAGCUAACACAUUGAGAUUGUUUGUUUUUAAUUGAUAAUGAGGAAAAUAUUUGUAUGCUAAAAUUUAUCUACUGAAAUAUUUAUUUCUUAUUAACAGAUUAUUCUUUAUAAUUGUUGAAUUUUUUUUAUAAUAAUGUAUACGCAAAUUAUUUAAGCUGGCAUAAAUAGUAACAAAUGUUUUAACACAACUACUAAAAAUUGAAUAAAAAGUCAAUAAAAACGAUAAAAAAA